CUGUAAACAAGCAGAAGGGAGACUAAGGGCAGAGGCAAACAGGAAGGGAAGAAGGGACUCUUGAGUCGGCUCUGGAUGCUGGGAACUUUGAAGCCCAGGGAAGAUUUUGUAGCCCUUUGUCAAACUGAAGCGACCUCCAGGUUUGGGGUUGGUCCAGGAUGCAGUUCUACCUCACGCUGUUGCUGGGGAUCGUGGUUUCUGCUGCUUCAGUGGAAUGGAGGCGUCCGGUGAUCAAACUUAAUUCUAAGGCGGUAGAAAGCCCUGAGGUGGUGGUUAGACCUGGGAUCCCUCUGGAUCUGAGGUGUGAGGGUGACGGACCCGUGAACUGGCAAACCAGGCUCGCCAAACACCGACGCUAUGUGUCCAAAGGCGGUGGGAACGUCCGUAGCGUAAAGGUGGAACGUCCUACUGCAGAAUUCACUGGAACAUACAGGUGCUCUUACGCUGCCGGGUCCCAGUAUCGUCACCUGACCUCCUCAGUCCAUCUAUAUGUGAAAGACCCACAUCGGGUGUUCUGGACCAGCAGCACAUCCCUGAGGGUGGUGAAGAAGGAGGGGGAGGACUACGUACUGCCCUGCCUGCUGACGGACCCCUCGGCCACAGACUUGGGGCUCCGCAUGGACAACACCACCACUGUGCCCCCGGGAAUGAACUUCACUGUCUACAAGCACCAGGGGAUCCUCAUCCGCAACCUCCAGCCGAGCUUCAACGCGGACUACGUCUGCACAGCCAAGAUCAACGGAGUGGAAAGGACCUCGAGGGCCUUUUCCAUCAACGUCAUUCAGAGGCUUCGUUUCCCUCCGUAUGUCAUUUUGGACACAGAUGAAUAUGUGCGCAUUGUUGGGGAAGACAUCAAGAUUCGCUGCACAACGCACAAUCCCAACUUCAACUACAAUGUCACAUGGAAAUAUAUCACAAAAUCACAAACAACAAUAGAAGAGAAGGUUCGCUCCAACGGAGAGAAUCGUCUGGACAUACAGAGCAUACUGAGCAUUGCAGCAGUGGACCUGGCAGACACGGGAAACAUCUCCUGUGUUGGUACUAAUGAAGCUGGUGUGAACAGUUCCACCACGUACUUGCUGGUUGUGGACAAGCCCUACGUCAGGCUGAAGCCCCAGCUGUCCCACAGACUGGCCCGCCAAGGCCUCUCCAUCGAGGUGAACGAGGGAGAAGACCUGGAACUCGGCGUUCUCGUCGAGGCCUACCCUGAAAUUACCGAGCACCAAUGGCACACCCCGACCUUUCACGAAACAUCCACGCAGGAGAGCAAGUUCAUCCAGUACAAUAACAGGUACUACGCCACCUUGCAGCUAAAGAGGAUGAACAUUCAAGAGCAGGGACAGUACACCUUCCACGCUAAGAGCGGCCUGGCCAACGCAUCUAUCACAUUUCAAGUUCAAAUGUAUCAGAGACCUGUUGCUGUGGUGAGAUGGGAAAAUGUAACCACACUGACUUGCACCUCGUUUGGCUAUCCGGCUCCAAGGAUCAUCUGGUACCAGUGUUUGGGAAUACGACCCACGUGCAACGAAAACAUGUCAGGGUUGGAACUGGCGAUCCCUCUCCAGGCUCCCACCGUGGAGGUCCAGAGAGAGGAGUACGGGGCCGUGGAAGUGGAGAGCGUCUUCACCGUGGGGCCUUCCAGACAGAGGAUGACGGUCGAAUGCGUGGCCUUCAACGUCGUCGGCGUGAGCAGCGACACUUUCGCCAUGGAGGUUUCUGACAAGCUCUUUACUACCACUCUGACGGGAGCGGGAGGAGUUCUGGCUGUUCUCCUCGUGCUUCUGAUUUUUCUGUUCUACAAGUACAAGCAGAAGCCCAGGUACGAGAUCCGCUGGAAGAUUAUUGAGGCAAGAGAUGGCAACAACUACACCUUUAUUGACCCCACGCAGCUGCCCUACAAUGAGAAGUGGGAGUUUCCAAGAGACAAGCUCAAACUAGCAGGUAAGAUCUUGGGCGCAGGUGCGUUUGGAAAGGUUGUCGAGGCCACAGCUUACGGUCUGGGAAAGGAGGACAAUGCGAUCCGCGUGGCUGUGAAAAUGUUAAAAGCAGCCAGUGCCCACUCAGAUGAGAGGGAGGCCUUAAUGUCCGAGCUGAAGAUCCUCAGCCACCUGGGCCACCACAAGAACAUCGUCAACCUACUCGGAGCCUGCACCUACGGAGGACCGGUGCUUGUGAUCACUGAGUACUGCAGCCUCGGCGACCUCCUGAACUUCCUUCGCCGGAAGGCAGAGACAUUCGUAAGCUUCGUUAUGAAUAUCCCAGAGGUUCCAGAGAGCUUGAACGACUACAAAAACAUCUGCGUCCAGAAGAUGUUUAUUCGAAGUGACAGUGGGAUCUCCAGUGAAUCCUCCAGCAGUUACUUGGAGAUGAGACCCAGCCAGUUGCCGAAUACAGAGCAAAGAUUAGACGACUCUGAUAGCGAAGACUCUGGCAAAUGCCCUCUGGACAUGGAUGACUUGCUGAGAUUCUCCUUUCAAGUAGCUCAGGGCCUUGACUUUUUGGCUGCCAAAAAUUGCAUUCACAGAGAUGUUGCUGCAAGGAACGUCCUCUUGACCAGCAACAGACAGGCAAAGAUUUGUGACUUUGGCCUGGCGAGGGACAUCAUGAAUGACUCCAACUACGUGGUGAAGGGCAACGCGCGCCUGCCGGUGAAGUGGAUGGCUCCAGAGAGCAUCUUUGAGUGCGUCUACACCGUGCAGAGUGACGUCUGGUCCUACGGCAUCCUCUUAUGGGAAAUCUUCUCUUUAGGAAAAAGCCCGUACCCCAGCAUGGCUGUGGACUCUAGGUUCUACAAGAUGGUGAAGCGUGGCUGCCAGAUGUCCCAGCCAGACUUUGCACCACCUGAGAUGUACACAAUCAUGAAGAUGUGCUGGAACCUGGAGCCUACAGAGCGUCCCACAUUUAGCAAAAUCAGUCAGAUGAUACAGAGACUACUCGGGGAUCAAACUGUGGAGGAACUGGUAAUCUACCAGAAUGUGCAGCAGGAGGUCACUGAGGGUGAAGUGUGUGAUGAGCCCAAGAGCUACAACAGUCCCUGUGACCAGUCUUGUGACCACGAGGAAGAGGAGCAGCCUUUGAUGAAAACCAACAACUAUCAGUUUUGCUAAAAGCCCCCAAAUGACAACGCACAAAUCAAUCACUCUUCAAUAGGCAUCGAGAAAGUGGGAUCAGCCGUGGCUCCCAGUCGGAGCACUUUGCUAGAGCUGCGGACUCUUGCCCCCUCAGCUAUUUUUUGCCUGCUGUGCCUGCUCUCCAGACAGACAGACAGUUGCGGCGGAGCAUGUGACUCGCUUCUGUGACCAUGACAAGAACUUGCCACGUCUAACUCCGGCUGCAGACACGAAAGGAGGAAACAUGUCAACAACCACAAACUAAAUCAAAGCUGCAGCUCAUCUUGUGGACUUCUUUAUCAGUCCCUCUGUAGCAGUGCAUCUAGCGUCCCUCUCUUCUGAUUGUAUACUCAAUUUUCUAAUGUACCUUAUGCUCAUUUUAUUUGAUUUUUUUAAUCGCUACCUUUAUUGGAGUUUAGUUUUUCAGAGGGUUAUGUGGGUUUUGUCAGCAGGAUCGCUUCCCUUUCAUCAUUUUAUUGCGUGCAUGAUUUAUCGCAGGAAGCCGCCAAGAAUAAGUCACAAACACUUGGUCAAAACUGCUGGAGCUUCUCUGUUGUGUGCUCCACAUGAGUUGCUUUCUCUGCUCCCUGUACUGAACAUCUAAAGUGCAAAUGUUUUUUUCCCCCCUCCCCAGAUUUAAACAUGCUUAAGCAACCGUAGCAAAGGCAAAGAACGCCUGUAUUGUUCUCCUCUCUGUGCUCCGGUCAUAGCUGCAUUCGUUGCGGCACACUUACAGUGGCUGUCAGUGGCUAGCAACAUGUGAUUGUUCUGCUUCAAUCUAAUUAAUUUACCGGUGUUCAGUGUGAUUUUGGAGCACAGAAUGCUACUAGACUGUGCAGGGAAACUGUGGAUUUCAUUGUGGACCAGAUGAAGAAUGUGAACUUUUGUUUGUUUGUUUGUUUUUUGCAAGGUCCAACAUAUAUUUUCUUAUUUCUUGUAGUGUUAGUUGAGUAUUAAGAUGUAAGCCUGACCAAUGUCUAUAUGUAGCAGUCAGCCUACACUGCCAACCUUAUGAGGAUUAUAGAAUGACAUAAGCUACUGUAUGUGAUAGACUUCAGAAAUGUGUGCUUUUAUCUGAGUGAAACAUGACUGAUAUGUCUAAUAGUGUACAUAUAUACAUAUGAACAUAUAUCUAAAAAAUCAAGAAUUACACUUUAUUUUCACUGAAAUCUUGUAGAUUGUAGUACAUCAGUAUCUCUGUAAGUGGCAUACGAAUCAAUUCAAAAGCACCAUAUUAAAUCAUUAUAAAACUGCCAAAAUUGUUGAAUAAAGCUUUACUAUUAAAACUCUUGGUUACAGUUCGGAGUU
Messenger RNA from Cololabis saira (Pacific saury), 4418 nucleotides. RefSeq names its product colony stimulating factor 1 receptor, a (gene csf1ra). The transcript has 22 exons. Gene Ontology annotation, molecular function: ATP binding; cytokine binding; macrophage colony-stimulating factor receptor activity. Gene Ontology annotation, cellular component: signaling receptor complex; CSF1-CSF1R complex. NCBI's taxonomy places the organism in Eukaryota, Metazoa, Chordata, Actinopteri, Beloniformes, Belonidae. Gene Ontology annotation, biological process: multicellular organism development; protein phosphorylation; osteoclast differentiation. The coding region runs from base 159 to 3107 and encodes 982 amino acids. The record is from RefSeq and is a predicted model, not a curated record.